Glycine soja is the source of this 2184-nucleotide messenger RNA. RefSeq names its product NAC domain-containing protein 82-like. NCBI's taxonomy places the organism in Eukaryota, Viridiplantae, Streptophyta, Magnoliopsida, Fabales, Fabaceae. Gene Ontology annotation, molecular function: DNA binding. Gene Ontology annotation, biological process: regulation of DNA-templated transcription. The transcript has 5 exons. The coding region runs from base 393 to 1913 and encodes 506 amino acids. The record is from RefSeq and is a predicted model, not a curated record.
GGACACUCCGCUAGUCCAAAUUCGCCAAAGCUUGACAUCUGAUUACGGCGUCUCGCGCUUCCUUCUUCCACCUUCCCCGGGUUUCACCGUGCCGAUGACUUUUUUUCUGAGAAAGAGAUCGUCAUCCAUCGCGUGCCUUCGUUUUCCCUUCAUGAACCGGGGCAGGCUUUGGCGUUCUUGGAACUUCUUCUUCCGCCACUGGACUUGACCCAAUUAGUGUUAUCUAUUAUUAUUCACUUUCUUCCAUUUUUUUCCUUACUACAAAAAAAAAACGUGGUUCUUCUUCUCUCUCUGCGGACGAGUUUUCUUUCUCUUCGAUUCGUUCUGGUUGCUACAUUCUGAAGCACUUCAUAUUUCGCUUUUUCUUUUUCAUUUUCUUUUAUAUUAUUUGGAUGGCCAAACCAAAAAUGCCAGGGUAUCGGUUUCAACCCACUGACGUUGAGCUGAUUGAGUAUUUUCUGAAGAGGAAGGUUCGGGGUAAGAAAUUCCCUUCCGAAAUAAUUGCUGAAGUUGACUUGUACAAGUUUGCUCCGUGGGAUCUCCCAGCUAUGUCUUUGCUCAAGAAUGGGGAUUUGAGUUGGUACUUCUUUUGCCCUCGGGGAAAGAAGUAUUCGACCGGAGGGAGGUUGAAUCGGGCCACCGAGGCUGGGUAUUGGAAGACUACUGGGAAGGAUAGACCAAUUGAACACAAUAAUACAGUUGUGGGGAUGAUAAAAACCCUGGUUUUUCACACUGGUAGAGCCCCUAGGGGAGAUCGAACUGAUUGGGUUAUGCAUGAAUUUAGACUUGAUGACAAGGUGCUGGCUGACGAAGCCGUAUCACAGGAUGCCUAUGUGAUUUGUAGGGUGUACCAAAAGGAAGGUCCUGGUCCUAGGAAUGGUGCACAGUAUGGUAAACCAUAUGAUGAGAAGGAGUGGGAAACAGAUGAGGAAAUUGAUUCUGUACAAUCUGCCCCUGUUGCUGCCGUUUGUGCACCUGUUCCUAUACAACCUAGUGAAAGCCAUAUUUCUGUUGCUAAUUACACCCAUCCCUCUACAAGUGGAUGUGCUGGAUUGACCUCUGUAUCAUGUGUAUCAGAAUUGAUGCCCUCAUGCUCGACACAUCCUUCUGCACUAAACAAUCCGGUUGACUCUGUAUCAUGUGUAUCAGAAUUGAUUCCCUCUUGCUCGGCACACCCUUCAGCACCAAACAGUCAAGUUGGCUCUUUAUUAUGUGUAUCAGAAUUGAUGCCCUCUUUCUCGCCGCCUUCAACACCAAAAAAUCCAGUUUACUCUGUAUCAUGUGUAUCAGAAUUGAUGCCCUCUUGCUUGGCACAUCUUUUGGCAUCAAACAAUCAAGUUGACUCUGUUCCAUGUGUUUCAGAAUUCAUGCCCUCUUGCUCAGCACAUCCUUCAGCACCAAACAGUCAAGUUGGCUCUGUAUCAUGUGUAUCAGGAUUGAUACCCUCUUUCUUGGCACAUUCUUCAGCAUCAAACAAUCAAGUUGGCUCUGUACCAUGUGUACCAGAAUUGGUGCCCUCUUGCUUGGCACAUCCUUCAGCUCCAAAUAAUCAAGCUGACGUUGGCAUUCUACCUUUUCUUGAUUGUUCCAUAGAAGAUGAUGACACAUUGGCUGUGAAUGAAAACAACAGCAUUGAGAACGUUGAUGAUCCUGAUCAGGCAAACAAUGCAGAACGUGGACCAUGUUCAGAUCCACAUGCUAUUUUUGAGGACUUAGGAGACCUUAACAGCUUGGUUGGAUUGGGAGAAGGCAGUUUUUCCUGUGGCCAGAAAAAUGAAUAUACUACAAGCGCAAUGCUUUAUACAGGUGAUAUAUUUAGGUCUUGUGACCAUGACUUUUUGGAGUUGAUUGACCUAGAGACGCCGCCACCGCUCUGGCAGAAUAAACAUGGAAGUGAUAGCCAAGAUAAGUAAGGUUAAAAAAUUGAGGGAAGUAUCCCAGAAAAUUGAUUGAACUAUAGCCCCAAGUACCUAACGUGGAUUAGAAUAAACAAAAGGUUCUCUUCCUGUUCAUUUAAAAACCAUCAUGGCACCAGUUUUCUAUUUGACAUUAAUUUCUGGAAUUACUUGACAAUGAUAUCAACUGACAAGAAUGUUGAUUAAAAUCUAGUUAUUUAUUUUCUUUGGUUGUGUUAUGUUUGAUUAAAAUCUAAUUAUGCUGGAAGUUGUUCCAGACAUUUUUUGC